AUGGUUGCUGAUGGUGCAGCCAACAUGAAACGAGCGGCAGCUGAUCUCAAUGUCAAAUAUUUCCAAUGUGGCGCGCAUUUGAUUAACUUGGCUGUGCGUAAGGCGCUCACCUGUGAGCAUGUUUCACCCUUGGUUCAAAAAUGCAAAACUAUUGUUGCAAAGUUGGAUCGCAGUAGUGUUCUGCGAGGACUUUUUGAGAGCUAUCUCGAAGAGUUAAGUCUUUCAAAAAUAACUCCCACGAGCGACUGCCUCACACGUUGGGGGUCUACCUACGCAAUGAUUUGCGAUGUCCUUGCCACGAGGGGAGCGUUGGAUAAAUUGAUGAAAAAUCAGUCCACUGAUCCUUUUGAUGAUGAAGAAUUGAAAACUCUGAAAACAGUGAGAACUUUCCUUGAGCCUUAUUACGAACUUGCUAAGAAGAUGUGCGCAGCUGAAGCUACGUGUUCGCUACUGCUUGCUGGAGGAAAACUUCUGUUGGCUAAAACGGAAAGCACUUGUAACGAGCCUCGCACCAGAUUGAAGCAGUUCGGAAGCAUACUGCUUAUGGAAACACGACGUCAGUUCGCUCCAUCGUUCGCUAAUGAAACAUUGCGCAUUGCUGCACUUCUUGACCCGCGCUUCGCAUACCUCGAAAGGAUAGCAUCUACAGAUGAGUGGAAAACAAUAGUCGAGAAACUCAUCGAAUCUAAGAUGGGUCACUCUUCAAGUAGUCAGGAAUCCCUUGAUAUUCCCACUUCUACAGCCAGGGACAAAGUAUCGUCUUUCUGGGAUCCCAUAGCAGACGCUGAGCCUGAGUCCAGCGCUAAGAGGUGCCUCUUAUCUGAUCAGGCACAGGAAUUGAUGAUUGAAGUGCAACAAUACUCAAUCCUACUAAAAAAGAGCCGACCGGAGAAAGACCUUUCUCCUUUUUUAUGGUGGAAGGAUCACGCUAAUGAAUUUCCAAUUCUUUCGAAGCAAGUGCCACACUACCUCGCCAUACCCGCAACCUUUGCUGGAAUCAUCUAUGGUAACAAAAGGAGAGGGCGUUUGUGCGGUGAGAGCGCACGAUUGCUUCUUAUGUGCAAAGCGCAUGUCAACAGGGAGAUAGGGAGGGAGAGUAAAUGCUGGAGCGCUGCAGAAGUGAGACGCUACAGGAACGUUGUCGACAGUGAAGAUGACGAUGAAGAUUCCUCAUCCGUUAAGUCUCCCGUCGAGGACACAACAACAGCAUUUGAAGACAUUGAGGAUUUGGAAGACGUUGAAGAAACCCUUUAA
Messenger RNA from Cylicocyclus nassatus, 1254 nucleotides. The record is from the annotation of a GenBank genome assembly. Lineage: Eukaryota; Metazoa; Nematoda; Chromadorea; Rhabditida; Strongylidae.